This is a messenger RNA of Lolium rigidum, 2959 nucleotides long. RefSeq names its product pentatricopeptide repeat-containing protein At2g33760-like. The transcript is spliced from 2 exons. Lineage: Eukaryota; Viridiplantae; Streptophyta; Magnoliopsida; Poales; Poaceae. The coding region runs from base 1 to 1743 and encodes 580 amino acids. Gene Ontology annotation, biological process: RNA modification. Gene Ontology annotation, molecular function: protein binding; zinc ion binding; RNA binding. The record is from RefSeq and is a predicted model, not a curated record.
AUGGAUUCCCAGCACCGCUCUCCGGAAUACAGCUCCCUCCUCCUCGCUGGCCCUCGAGCCGGCCCUCUCAAGCAAGCCCACGCGCGCCUCCUCGUCACCGGCCACGCCCACUCCCUCCCCCUCAUCACCAAGCUGGCCACGCUCGCCGUCGCAGCCGGCGCCGCUCCAUACGCGCACCUCGUCGCCACCUCCCACCCCGCACCCGAUGCAUUCCUCUUCUCAUCCCUCACGCGCGCGGCCGCGCGCGGCCGCCUCCCCCGCGCCGCCCUCGCGUUCUACCGCCGCCUCCUCUCCGCCGCACUCCCCUUCUCCAGCUUCACCUUCACCGCUGCCGCCAAGGCCUGUGCCGACCUGUCCGCCCUCCGAACCGGCAAGGUCAUCCACGCGCACUCCCUCCUCCUCGGAUUUGGAUCCGAUCGUUUCGUCCUGACGUCGCUGGUCGUGCUCUACUCCAAAUGCGGCCAGCUAGCUGUUGCACGCAGCCUGUUCGAUGCAAUUCGUGAUAGAAGCGUGGUCGCCUGGAACGCGAUGAUUUCUGGGUACGAGCAGAAUGGGCUCGCCGAGCGGGGGAUCGAGGUGUACAAGGAGAUGCAGGUGGCCGAGGCGGUGCCGGAUUCCAUGACAUUUGUAGCCACGCUCUCUGCCUGUGCACAGGCUGGUGCACUGGACUUGGGACGCGAAGUGGAGAGACGUAUUGUUUCUGAAAGAAUGGACAUGAGCGUGUUUCUGGGCUCAGCUCUCGUGAACAUGUAUGCCAGGUGCGGUGCUGUGGACAAGGCUCGCAAGUGGUUCGACAUGCUCGAGGAGCGGAACGUGGUUACAUGGACUUCCAUGAUCGCAGGGUACGGAAUGCACGGCCAUGGCCAUGAGGCGAUCAAGCUGUUCCGUUUGAUGAGACGCGAGGGGCCGCUGCCCAAUCAUGUCACCUUUAUUGCUGUUCUAUCUGCAUGCGCACACGCCGGGUUAGUUAUGGAGGGCCGGGAUGCUUUUGCUUGCAUGAGGAGGGUCUAUGGACUGGUCCCUCGUGUCGAGCACUAUUGCUCUAUGGUUGAUAUGUUUGGAAGGGCCGGACUUCUUGACGAAGCAAUGCAAUUUGUACAUGAUUAUAUCCCUGGAGAGCCAGGACCUGAAGUUUGGACAGCAAUACUUGGGGCAUGCAAGAUGCACAAGAAUUUCAAUCUGGGGGUGGAAGUGGCUGAGCGAUUGAUUGCUCUCGAGCCUGAGAAUCCAUCCUACCAUGUUCUGCUUUCUAACAUAUAUGCUCUGUCCGGUAAAAUGCACCAUGUCGAGAAGGUGAGGAAUACCAUGAUCAAGAGAAGAUUGAAGAAGCAGAUAGGAUUCAGCUUGAUUGAGCUCGGAGGUUCAUCCCAUUUAUUUCGAAUGGGCGAAAAGUCUCAUCGGCAAACUAGAGAGAUUUACCAGUACUUGGAAGAACUGAUCCAUAGGAUUACUGCUGCUGGCUACAUGCCCGAAACUGAGUCAGUGCUGCAUGAGCUAGAAGAGGAGGAGAGGGAGGGUGCACUUAGAUAUCACAGUGAAAAACUGGCAGCAGCAUAUGGGCUCAUGAUGAGUUCUGGGAGCACCACUCCCAUCAGAGUAAUAAAAAACCUGCGGAUAUGCGGGGAUUGCCAUCUCGCUAUCAAAUUUAUGUCAGCUGUGGAGAACCGAGAGAUCGUUGUCAGGGAUAAGCACCGCUUUCACCAUUUUAAAGAUGGCAAGUGUUCAUGUCUGGAAUAUUGGUGACAAGCUCUCAUCUGCUGUUAGGUACACUUUCCUGGUACUAAUAGCUAUUAACAAAAGAGUUUCUUGGGAUCGAACAACUACAUUCACAUCAACUGGAGUCUUCCAAAUAAUUCCAGUUGAAGUUGUACUGUCGGAAUAUAAGCCCCCCUGCUGUUUGGUUAAAUGUUCAGGAACAGCAAACUUUAGUUACUUUCAGUGUACAAAAAAAUUAAGUGAUCUCCUCUUACAGUUUGUUUGUGCAAAACUCAGCAUCACAGUUUCUACAGCCAGUUUAAUCUGAGCAUCUGUCAAAGCAAUACACGGUUGAACAACUCAAAAAGCUUACUUGGAAGAGCUAGGAAGACGACAAAGCUUGUGUUCUGUUUUCUUGGUGAAGGCAUUGUUGAGCCAUCUGCAAAUCAGACAUAUGGCCAAUACUGAAAAUCUGACAUCCAUCAAGACUUUUGCUUCUGGGAUACUAGUCCCCAAAAACUACAUCUGGCCUGUCAGGGUCGAUAAUUAUCUGAAACCUUAUAUUUCAGUCGAUGAUGAUGCUCAUAAGGCAGGCUAGAAAGUUAUGGUACUGACUUUGCCGAUGACUUUGCGCUCAGCUACAACUACAGCUACGAUCCGCUAGCAGAAUAUCUUGGCUUCAUCGACAACGGUGCCUUCUGUGUUGACGGUGGCUUGACUGAUUUCCCUAUCACUUCUCAAGUGGCCAUUGAUGAUUCCACCUUUUAUAUUUCUUCACUAUGCCGUAAAUGUUCCUUCGAGAAACUCACACACCCAAGCAGGCCACUUGGUCAGGAUGAUCUUUCAUCUAGUAUUUACUCUGUUCUAAUCAAGAAACAAUCCACUUUCUACAAUGAUGUAUCUGAACGAGUUGUAAUGUAUUGUUUGGAUCAUGGCUUCUCUGGUCUUGACUAUUGAGUUGUUUUAUGUUUUGUUGCUGCAGGCUGCUUUAGUAACCUGAAGAGCACCAAGACAGAUCAUGGGGUACCUCUACUUAUCUCCCACAAUGGUGCUAGUGGUGACUACCCAGACUGCACUGACCUAGCUUAUCAAAAUGCAGUUACUGAUGGUGCAGAUGUCAUUGACUGUGCUCUUCAAGUGACAAAAGAUGGGAGUUCCAUUGACCUAAAGGAUGUUUCUACUGUUGUAACUUCACAAUUUGCUUCUCUAGCGGUUGUCAUAGAAGAUAUUAAGCCUAUGGCUGAAGUCUAUACACUCAACCUCA